AUGGCAGACCCGGAAUCUGCGACCACAGGUCAAGCUCGAGCGCACCCAAGUAAAGAACUAGACUUUGGUAGGAAGAAGCCGCGACUGGCUGAUGUGGACACGCCCAAAAAGCAAGUGUCCAAGCACAAAAAGAGCAGAGCUGCUCGAAAGCGCGACCUAAACCCAGAACCGUACUCUCCUGAUGACGUUCUCCACCGAGAUAUUCUACAAAUGAUCGGGAAAGAAGUCGUGGAUAAAGCUUUGGUGGAUGGCUCCGCAAAGAACUCGCCGCUGCAAUUCCACGAUGAAGUAGAGCUCGAGAUCCUCAGCAUUUCGUCUGGAGGUGAUGGUCUGGCGUUGGCCCCCGCUCCGCAUCCCCCUUGGGUUGUUGUCGUUCCGUUCAGUUUGCCAGGGGAAAAAGUGCGCGCGAAAGUCUACCGAAGUGGAUUGAUGCAUUCCCUCGCGGAUCUGGUCGAGGUGGUCACACCGAACAACGAGCUUCGCGAUCAAAGUCGCGUACAGUGUAAGUACUUCGGGACCUGCGCCGGUUGCCAGUACCAGAUGCUCUCCUACGAGACUCAACUCGGUCUCAAGCGAGAUGUCGUAGUCAAAGCCUUCAAGAAUUUCUCUGAUUUACCAGAAUCGUCUCUCCCGGAGAUAGGCUCGACGAUAGGAUCGCCGCUGCAAUACGGCUAUCGGACCAAAAUAACGCCGCACUUCGAGGCGCCUCGGCAGAGCCAACGCCAACCAUUGGAUCUUGCUGAGCCAAAGCCCGAGUGGCUGAAAAUUGGGUUCAAUAAGGUCGGAACAAGAACGACCAUGGAUAUAGAGGACUGUCCUAUUGCGACGCAAACUAUUAGAGAUGCUCUGACUCCAAUGCGAGAAGGCAUCAUCAACAAAAUCCAUACGUACAAGCGUGGUGUAUCUCUCCUCCUUCGCGAUUCCCUCGACAUGUCCGAUCUGGCGUCAUCACUGGACAAACACGUCUGCAUCACCGACCAGAAAGCCAUUGUUCGCGAGCAAGUAGGGGAUAUGAGCUUCGAGUAUCAAGCUGGGUCGUUCUUCCAGAACAACAAUUCGGUCCUCGAGCCGCUCACCACCUACGUCAAAAACGCCAUCUUCGCACACACUACGGUCAAGCCAACACAUUUGGUGGAUGCUUACUGUGGGGCUGGUUUGUUCUCCAUCAUGCUCUCUCCGCAUUUCGAAGUCGUCACUGGGAUAGAGCUUUCCGCCGAUUCGAUCCGCUUCGCUACAAGGAACGCAGAGUUGAAUAAUAUCCCAAAGGGCAAGUGCACGUUCCGUGCUGGCGACGCAGCCAAUAUUUUUGCGACGGUGAAAUCGUUCCCUCCUGGAGAAACUGUGUUGAUUAUCGAUCCGCCCAGAAAGGGAUGCGAUGAUAAUUUCAUUCGGCAGCUGGUGGAGUUCAAGUGCAAUAUAGUGGUGUACGUUAGCUGCAACGUGCACACACAGGCCAGGGAUAUUGGAAUGAUCUUGAAGAAAAUGGAGGGGCACGGAGACGGGAAGACAUAUGUAGUGGAAAGCUUGAGGGGAUUUGAUUUGUUUCCUCAGACAGCUCAUGUCGAAUCUGUCGCGAUUUUACGGUUGGUAUCUGCAGUAACUUAG
This is a messenger RNA of Pleurotus ostreatus (oyster mushroom), 1605 nucleotides long. It is a transcript of the gene TRM2, whose product is annotated as tRNA(m5U54)methyltransferase. The transcript has 5 exons. Bases 1 to 1605 code for a protein of 534 amino acids. Gene Ontology annotation, biological process: tRNA processing. The record is from RefSeq and is a predicted model, not a curated record. Gene Ontology annotation, molecular function: tRNA (uracil(54)-C5)-methyltransferase activity, S-adenosyl methionine-dependent. Lineage: Eukaryota; Fungi; Basidiomycota; Agaricomycetes; Agaricales; Pleurotaceae.